UCGAUGUAUCGAGUACCGGCGGAAAAAACUGCGAUGGAUAAUCUGCUUAAAAUGCUGUACUGAGGGCCGCUUUGGACGAUAAAACAGUCGGUAAUGUUUCAAUUUCUUGCACUCUAUCACGAUUUGGUUUUAUCGAAAGGCUAACAAGGAUGGCUCACACAUUUCUAAUGCUACAUCUGGUAGCAGUUUUCGUCGGUGUGCAAGUGGUUGGUACGUACACAUCGUACGGAGGUGGAGGAGCGGACAACGGGCACUCAGCGAAGAAAGCCCCGAUGGACUACAGCAGGUACGCGGACGACGUACGCAACAUCGCCAACCAUCAUGAGUCGGACUUUAAUUCGCACAGAUCAAACACAUGCGACGAUAGAUUCGAGCUUAAAAACUCAACAAUCAUUCGCACCAAAGAUUCUAUGUAUUCUGGGGCCCAGUUUGUUGACGACAUGAAAGUGGCUGGUGCAACAGAAUGUCGCAGGCAGUGCUGUAAAAAGGAGGAAAGUUGCGACACCGCCAUCUUUGUUGACGACGAUACAAAAGAUAAAAACUGUUUCUUGUUUAAGUGCCGCAUUGAUGAUUCGAUAAAGUGUAAAUUUGCCAAUCACGUGGGAUAUGUAAGUGCCAUGGUUGGAGGGUUUGAAGUAGUUCCAAGGAGUCGAAUAGAAACUGAAUCUGAUCGUGGAGAUGAUGAUAAUGAUAAACAGCGCAAUGAAGAAGAAGGUGAUGUGAAGACAGGAUUUGAUGUCAAGCAAGAAACCGCAGCUACACCAGAGGAUGAUGAUGUUUCUAACCAAGAUGAAGAAGCAGUUGUGGAUGAUGAUGGUUGUGGAGAUGGCAAGAUCCAGUGUGCCAAUGGUGACUGUAUCAUAUCUCGCUACGUCUGUAACGAUGUUGAGGAUUGCACGGAUGGAUCCGAUGAAAUGGGAUGCAAAUAUGACACCAAUACUCCCUCUUCCUCAUCUCACUCUUCCCAUGCCACUAACCAUCCUAAAAUAGGUCCCAACCCGGCCACCAAUCAAGGCCAGCAGGAGGAGACUAAAGCCCCCAAGAAGAUGCGCCUAGAUGACAUCAGGAGUGAGCUAGCUAGUGAGCUCCAUGAACAGAGCAGUCCCGAUGACGGACAGAGAGAUGCUCAUGAUGACGAUAAGAUUCAGGAUGCUGACAGGAAACAGGAGUCCGAUAAGAACAAGAGCGAUAGAGCGGAUGAGGACCUUCAGAGUCUUCAAGACGGAGAUGAAGUUGAUGAACGGAAUGGAGAGAAUUAUGACGAUGGUGAUACUGGCACUGCGAAGGAUACUGACGAAGCUAAAGCUAGUAAGGCUAAAGUUCCGGAUUCAGACUAUGUGGAACCCAACUCAAGAGAACACCAGGAAGGGGAUCAACCAGACACCUCAGAUGAACUUGCUGACUGGAAGCCAAAUUUACACCACCCUUCAGACGAUGACGAGGAUUUAAAAGAACAAGCCCAGGGCAAUGAUGACUUCAGGUCAUUGAAGACACACAGUAAGCAAGAUGAAAGACUUGAUGAUAAAGAGCAUCCCAAGAUGUCUGAUCGUAGCGAUGAUCAGAUUGAGCCGGACCGAGAACAGAGAGGCAGACAGCAGAGUAACAAAGAGAGCAAGGGAUACACAUAUCCUGAUGAUGAUGCAAAGUACCACAGCCAAUCUGCCAGAGUUGACUCCAAACAUCGACCAGUUCUUCCAAAUGACGAAAGAGAUGAUCCAAAUUAUACUCGGCAACAGAUACGCCAUACAAAUCCCAUUGGGCCCGACAUCACUAAAGAAAAAGGAACUCCUGACCGUCUUAACUACUACCCCGAUAGCGACAGCCGAGAAAAUCUCUAUCCCUAUGAUAAUUAUGACACAAACUUCAACGGCAAGCCGUAUCCGGACACACCCGACUAUAACUAUCGCGACACCAUGUUUGAAGAUGUACGUGCAGGCGAUCCUGGACGUGACAGGUACGAUAACAGAAACCCGCUAUACCAAGACCUUCAGGAUGAUAGGUUUGACCCUGACCAAGAGAACUAUAUCAACUAUCAUAGGCGCGAUCGACUCAACAACAACUACAACUACCCAGUGGAGGAUCCGCCUCCCGAGGAUAGGAGGCUACGUGACAGACCUCCCCUGUAUGAUCACCUGCCGGUAGAAGAUGACUGGAACCGAAGAGAAGAUGAGGGUGAUAGUGGCAUGGGAGAUGGAGACAGGGGACAGGGUAGGCAACGAGGUAAUAGUAGACCCUAUCAGGGCAGGAUCAAGCCUGAUGACGCUACCUCUAGUCAGCAGAACAGGGCUGGUGGUUCUUGGAAACACUGGAAUAACUACAACCAUCCGGACAGUACAUACCCCGACGAUGAUGACCGAGAUCGAUCUGAUGAAGGGGUGAAUAGAGAGAGUGAGGUUGACGAAGCUGUCAAUCAAGAUGAUGUUGACGAUAGUAAUAAAGGCAACGAUGCAAGACAAGACAAGAGACCUGAGGACAGUGUCUUACCCACUGAGAUGGAUAACCAGCUUAGCGACAUCGAUGACUCUCAAGAUGUCCUACCACAAUCUUCCCCCGAGCCAGCAGUUGAGCCUGUUCAAGAAGUCUCUUCUAAUCUUGUGGACCCAGAGGGGGAAGAAGGUCAUCCGUCGAGUGUCGCCGUGCCCACGGUGGUAAACGUGCCCAAGGUGGUAAGCGGCAAGACUGAAGAAGGCACAUCCAAGGUUGAUGAUCUCGGAGACCAAACCCUUGGGAAGGUGACCCCUCAUGGCAUUCAGCCGGCCACAAGCGCCAUCCUACCCCUCGCUGUCGGCUUGAUCAUCACCUUGUUCUUAUUGAUGAUGCUGAGCUGUCGUUUACGGUAUAUGAAUCGUCGAUUGCGGUAUGGACGACUGAAGACGCACGCCCAUGAUGCUGACUAUCUCAUAAAUGGCAUGUAUCUGUAAAAUGGAUUGCUUCAUUAAUAACUUGGAGCAAAUUAAAAUAAAUACCUGGGGUGGAUUUAACAAAGAGUUAAGAUUAGUCUUUUAGGACUAGUUUUAAGUUUUUAAAUAUCUGCUAGGACUAGUCCUAACUCUUUGUAAAAUCGAACCCUAGUCCCUAUUUCCAAGAGUUGCUUAAUCAUAAAAUAUUGCUUAACAAUUGUCUGCUAACAAAAAAUGAGCAGGUUACCCAUCACAAAUUGUACUUGUGACAUGGUAGUUUGGCUGGUAACUUUAUUCUGGUAAGCAUAAUUUGUUGUUGUGCUUUGCUAUACUAUUGUGCUUUUUGUGCUUAAGCAGCUCUAUUUGUCCUAUAAAAAAUGUCAGGAAAACACACUUGAAAUUGAAAAAUAUUUUGGCUUAGGACAUUUGUUGGUUUAUAAGCAAGAAGCAUGGUUAAACUACACUUUAAGUCAAUAAAAAUGUUAUCACCUUGGUAUGAAAUAUAAGAACAACUUUUGGAAAAUGGUAUGAAACUAUACACCUGGUACACUGAACUUACCAGUGAAGCUGGAUAUACAUGAAUGUAAAUAUUACGUAUCAAAAAAAAUUAUAUUGAGUGACUGUAAUAUACAACUUAGACUUAGCAUUGAACUGAAAAUGGUUAUCAAUGUAUGAAAUAAAGAAAGGUUUGCGGUAACACCAUGACUAUCUCUAAUGAGUGGGGGUGGUUCUGAAAAGAACGGUUGGUUUC
This is a messenger RNA of Asterias rubens (European starfish), 3651 nucleotides long. RefSeq lists its product as uncharacterized. The record is from RefSeq and is a predicted model, not a curated record. The coding region runs from base 150 to 2921 and encodes 923 amino acids. The transcript has 5 exons. Gene Ontology annotation, molecular function: protein binding. NCBI's taxonomy places the organism in Eukaryota, Metazoa, Echinodermata, Asteroidea, Forcipulatida, Asteriidae.